Metarhizium brunneum ARSEF 3297 is the source of this 726-nucleotide messenger RNA. It is a transcript of the gene grpe, whose product is annotated as GrpE. Gene Ontology annotation, molecular function: adenyl-nucleotide exchange factor activity; protein homodimerization activity; protein-folding chaperone binding. NCBI's taxonomy places the organism in Eukaryota, Fungi, Ascomycota, Sordariomycetes, Hypocreales, Clavicipitaceae. Gene Ontology annotation, cellular component: PAM complex, Tim23 associated import motor. Gene Ontology annotation, biological process: protein folding; protein import into mitochondrial matrix. The record is from RefSeq and is a predicted model, not a curated record.
AUGUUGCGCCAGGCUUUCUCUACCUCCUCCCGAGCUUUGCGCUCUGCUCCUCGCCUGGCAGCCAGCCAGCCUCUGCUGCGAACUCAAUUCCAGAGAGCACCUGCUGCGUGGUCAUCAAGAGCGGCCCAGCCAGCCGUGGCUCGGUGGUAUAGCGAUGCUAAGGAGGCACCUGCAGAGGGAGAGAAAGCUGAGAAAUCUGAGGCCAAAGAGGAGGCUGGUGAGACGGAUGCUGUCGCUGAGCUGAAGAAGUCUCUCGAAGCAAAGGACGCCGAAGCUCGUGACUGGAAGGAUAAAUGCAUGCGCACCGUUGCCGACUUCCGCAAUCUGCAAGACCGCACUCAGCGUGAGGUCAAGACGGCCCGAGAAUUCGCGAUCCAAAAGUUCGCAAAGGAUCUCGUCGAGAGCGUCGACAAUCUGGACCGCGCCCUGACCAUGGUUCCCUCCGAGAAGCUUGUCGUCAAGGACGAAGCUUCUCAGGACCUUGUCAACUUGUACGACGGCCUCAAGAUGACCGAGGACAUCCUGAUGCAGACUCUUGCCAAGCACGGCCUGGAGCGGCUAAACCCGGAAGGCGAAAAAUUCAACCCCAACGAGCAUGAGGCCACCUUUAUGGCGCCCCAACCCGACAAGGACAACAAUCACGUUUUUCACGUCCAGCAGAAGGGCUUCAAGCUCAAUGGCCGUGUUUUGCGCGCCGCCAAGGUCGGCGUCGUCAAGAACGCUUAA